AUCUUCAAUAUGACCUGUGUCGUUCUGGCGUCAGAGGAGGACGAUCCUAUGGCGGAGCUAAUCAUAAUUGAUUACUACAAGACGUUGCUGCUUGCGGCAGCAGACCAGCCUCUUCGAGGAACAAUUGUCGAAUUAUGGGUCACAGGAUGGAACGCCGACUUCGUUGGGGGAAAAGGCCGAGGCAGGGUGGUUCUACUCCAUGCCCUGCUUAGCGCUAUCAGCGUCGCAACAAAAGAGGCAACGACAGCUGGUAGGGUAGCCAAAGAGAUUAAGCUUACGAUCGACUAUGUAGAGACGGUUCUAAACAAUAGGAGACGUCUCAGAGAGGAUGUUAACGCAGCAACAGAGUUCUACCUAGAGAAACUAGCUAAAGAGGGAGUCGUGCGAGGUGUGGAGGUCUAA
Messenger RNA from Alternaria burnsii, 402 nucleotides. RefSeq lists its product as uncharacterized. The record is from RefSeq and is a predicted model, not a curated record. Lineage: Eukaryota; Fungi; Ascomycota; Dothideomycetes; Pleosporales; Pleosporaceae. The annotation marks the transcript as partial. The transcript is spliced from 2 exons.